CUCCCCGCGGGUUCCGUUGGCUGUGGCGGCGGCUGAGGGCUGUGGCGGCGGUGGCCGCGGGGCGGGCGUAAGAUGGCGACUGCGGCGGCGGGAGCCCUGGGCCUGCUGUGGGGCUGGCUGUGGAACGAGCGCUUUUGGCUGCCCCAGAACGUGAGCUGGGCCGACCUGGAGGGGCCGGGCGACGGCUACCCGCGUGCCCGGCACAUCCUCUCGGUGUUCCCGCUGGCGGCGGGCGUCUUCUCCGUGAGGCUGCUGUUCGAACGGUUCAUUGCCAAACCCUGUGCACUCCAUGUUGGCAUCGAGGACAGAGGGCCUGCUCUGGUCCCAUCCAAUGCCAUCCUUGAGAAGGUGUUUGUAUCCAUUACCAAGUAUCCUGACGAGCAAAGGCUGGAGGGCCUAUCCAAGCAACUGGACUGGGAUGUCCGAAAAAUCCAGUGCUGGUUUCGCCACCGGAGGAACCAGGACAAGCCCCCAACGCUCACUAAGUUCUGUGAAAGCAUGUGGCGAUUCACUUUUUAUUUAUGUAUAUUCUGCUACGGGAUUAGAUUUCUCUGGUCGUCACCUUGGUUCUGGGACACCCGGCAGUGCUGGCAUAGCUAUCCAUAUCAGCCUCUUUCAAAUGGACUUUACUACUAUUAUGUCAUGGAACUGGCCUUCUAUUGGUCUCUUAUGUUCUCUCAGUUUAUAGACAUUAAAAGAAAGGACUUCCUGCUUAUGUUUGUGCAUCAUUUGGCGACUAUUGGGCUUAUCACCUUCUCCUACAUCAACAACAUGGUCCGGGUGGGAACCCUGGUCAUGUGUCUGCAUGAUGCCUCAGACUUCUUGCUGGAGGCAGCUAAGCUAGCAAAUUAUGCCAAGUAUCAGCGACUGUGUGACACCCUCUUCGUGAUCUUCGGUGCUGUUUUUGUGGUCACUCGUCUAGCAAUCUAUCCAGUCUGGAUUCUGAACACGACCCUCUUUGAGAGCUGGGAGAUGAUUGGACCCUAUCCUUCCUGGUGGCUCUUCAAUGGCCUGCUCCUGGUCCUACAGGUUCUGCAUAUCGUCUGGUCCUACCUAAUUGCACGAAUUGCUUUCAAAGCCUUUAUCCGAGGAAAGGUGGCCUGUCCAGGAAGGAUUAGACCCCGACUCUGUACUCUCCACUCUUUUCUCACCUCCUUCCUUUUUUCUAUGCCUGCUGGGAGUUGGACAGUCCCAUCUCUUGCAUGUAAGUGUAUCUGUGCUUCUAGUGCUGGGGGAAGCGGUUCUCUUCCUGUUCUCCAUUCUGUGCCCCUGUGUUUGUCUCCGAGCUCCUCUCUCCUGAGCUGUGGGGCUGUGACUACAGCCCAGCUCGCCAGGUCCUUUCCCCUCCUAUCCAGAGACAUUGUGCCCCCUGGUGGAAAUGUCCUAAUCAUCAGGUGACCAAGUUAGUCUGGGAUCAGACGUCCACAGCCUGUAAUAAUAAACUGUUGAUUAUGGGAAUGAUCCAGAAUAAAUGGCCACCUUCUGGGCAACAGCAUCUGUAGCUCUGCUCCUCUUCACUCCUUUCUCUCCCUUACUUUUUGGUCCUGAUUUUAAUUAUAGAUUUAUGAUCCACGAGUUCAGAGGUCAGAAGUCUAGUACUAGACUCACAGGGUUUUUCCUCCUCACAUUUAUGACCCAUGAGACUUUAAAGUCAUUUUUUCAUUUGCAGGACAUUUUGUUUUAGAAAACAUUAUUCUUUCUCAAACUCUUCACCUGAAAAUGCAAAACACAAAAGCUCACUGUCAGAUGUGCAGGUUUGUGGGUGACAAAGUGGGAAUGGCGUCCUCUCCAGCAACCGCCUGCCCUCGGGGCAGCUAAGUGUCAGGUGACCUAGACAGGGAAAGGAGAGAAGAUUUGGCUGUGGUGUCAUGAAAUAAUAAGGCCCGAGGCCAGAAGUAAUGGAGACUUCUGCUAAAGCUCCCAUGGAUCAGGUUUGAGGAGAACAAAACCCAGGAUAGCCAAGCUGCAUAAGUGCAGCGUCCACGGCACACAAGACGGAGGCAACAGGACCGUCAUGGGUGGUUCUCUGGUUAACUGUCAGCCGUGACUAAGGGAAUGAUGGCAGCGCUCAGAGCUCUGAAGGAAAGGUGCUCUGCUACAGGAUUAGAUAGAAUAAAGAGAAAGACGGAACUCAGGCGAAGCUCCAGAACACGAGUGCAGCCAGGUGUCGCCAGGAAGAGGGCCAGACUGGGGACUCUGCUCAGGCGGUGGCUCUGGGAGCCUGACCUUUCUCACUUCCCUGCCUUUGGUUC
This is a messenger RNA of Ochotona curzoniae (black-lipped pika), 2252 nucleotides long. It is a transcript of the gene CERS5, whose product is annotated as ceramide synthase 5. Gene Ontology annotation, molecular function: DNA binding; sphingosine N-acyltransferase activity. Lineage: Eukaryota; Metazoa; Chordata; Mammalia; Lagomorpha; Ochotonidae. Gene Ontology annotation, biological process: ceramide biosynthetic process. The record is from RefSeq and is a predicted model, not a curated record. Gene Ontology annotation, cellular component: membrane. The transcript has 10 exons. Bases 73 to 1398 code for a protein of 441 amino acids.